Darwinula stevensoni is the source of this 672-nucleotide messenger RNA. The record is from the annotation of a GenBank genome assembly. NCBI's taxonomy places the organism in Eukaryota, Metazoa, Arthropoda, Ostracoda, Podocopida, Darwinulidae.
GCAUUCUACAGUAGGUCAAGAACUGAAAGCCAUGACAAUGAAGGCUGUGUGUGUUCUUCAGGGUGAGGUCAAGGGAACUGUCCAUUUCACCCAAAAUAGCCCAAAUGAACCAGUGAAGGUUACAGGAGAGAUUCAGGGCUUAUCAGAGGGUCUCCAUGGAUUCCAUGUUCAUGAAUUUGGAGAUAAUACCAAUGGGUGCACAAGUGCAGGAGCUCACUUCAAUCUGGACAACAAGACACAUGGAGGGCCAAAGGAUGAAGAGAGACACACAGGAGAUUUGGGAAAUGUAGAAGCAGGUGCAGAUGGUGUAGCACAUGUAGACAUAGAGGACAAAGUCAUCUCCCUCGUGGGGCCAAGGAACAUCAUUGGCCGCACUCUUGUUGUCCAUGCUGAUCCUGAUGAUCUUGGUCGGGGUGGUCAUGAAUUGAGCAAGACUACUGGAAAUGCCGGUGGUCGCAUUGCUUGUGGAGUUAUUGGUCUGGCCAAGGCUUGAAGCUUUUCCUCUUAUAACCCCAGUGCUCUCUAUUCUUACUUUUAUACCUUUAUCCUCUUUUUGCACCCUCUUUGGCUAUUAAAACUACUUUCAACAUAGUAUCAUCUGCUGGGACCAGUAUCACAAAAGUAUGUAGUUUCCUGUUGUCUGUGAGCAAUAAAUUUGUGAGAAUAUUGAAA